UUUGGAAGAGAUGAAUAUAUUUUAUCCGGAAAUCAAUAUUAAAAAUGAAGUCCAGAAAUUGAUGGUAAAUGCAGACCAAGCCUAUGAACAGUAUAUGCAGGAAAAGCGGAAAAGAUUAAAAGCACUGCUACAAACCGAAGAAAUGCAACAACAAAAGGAACUUUUGGAAAAACUCCGUGAGCAGGAGGUUGAACGAUUGAAGGCUAAGGAAAAUGCUCUAUUGGCGAUCAAGCAGGACAAGGAACGCCAAAGGGAAGAGUUUAUCAGAAACAAAAUGAUUCAACUUAAACUCAACAAUUGUGAUGAAAUCCGAGCCAUAGUCCAACAGAAAUACCACGAGGAAUCGAAACGAUGUCAGUUGGCACAAAUCGGGGAAAAGGUGAAACUCAAACAGUCUAAACUGGACGAAGAACGGCUCUGGAAGGAAGUUCAUGUAAGGAAUUAUAAACUGCAGCUCGAUCGUGAACUGACCGAGAAACGAAAGAGAAAUUCAAUGGAAAGCCAGACUUUGCUCGAUAUCAAGGAUCAAAUGAAGGAACGCACACUGAGAGCGGAAAAGGAGAAGGUUGAACUACAGGAAGCCCAAUGUACGUCGCUGCCCUUCCCUGAGCACGAUCAUAAACUGAUUCAGAUGAAGAAGAGUGACUUGGCAGAGAAACUUAAGGAACAGAUGGCCACAAAUGCCAUGUUGCAGAAGAAACGAGACGAGCAGGAACGAGAAGUAGUGAAAGCAUUGAAUGAAGGCAUGCAUCGUGAGCUGGCUCGAGAGAAGGCAGCUCGUGAAGCAGAGAAAGAAAUUUUGAAGAAGCAAAUCAAUCAGUAUUACCAAUAUUCGAAGCACGUAGAGAAGAAGCGUUCGAUUGAUGAAGCCAAGAUGGAUAAGCUCAUCAAUGAUAUACGGGAACAAUAUGACAAAGCAGCGAUCGAAAAUUGCAAUAAAAUUCUUCAGAAGCGUUGGGGAUUAGCAGAUUGUGUCUAUGAGGGCCAAAGGAAACAGAUUGCGGAAAUGGAAGCCCUUCGCCGGCAGCAGGAAGAAGAGAAAACAAUGGAAGGUGCCCGUGAGCGACAACUGUUUGAAAAACAUCGCCAGAAUAGUAUUGAAGCGGGCUACCGGAUGCAAACUGCUGCAAGAAAGUAUCACGAAACGCUCAAGGAACAGAUCAAGUCGGCAACAAUCGAACGAGAACGUUGCAAGCGCCAUGACCAAACACAAACUAACCGCUUGCUUGAAGCCACUGCCAAAGAGCUGGACUUUGUGCAGAGCUACGUCAAAGGAUCGUUCGAGAGCCAUUUUAAAAAGCAUCCGAAUACGGCGUUGAUGAAAAAGAAGUUCUGA
Ochlerotatus camptorhynchus is the source of this 1336-nucleotide messenger RNA. RefSeq names its product cilia- and flagella-associated protein 53-like. The record is from RefSeq and is a predicted model, not a curated record. Bases 11 to 1336 code for a protein of 441 amino acids. The transcript has 7 exons. NCBI's taxonomy places the organism in Eukaryota, Metazoa, Arthropoda, Insecta, Diptera, Culicidae.